UAGAUACGGGGCUAAACAAUCUUCUUCAAUCUCCUGGACUCUAUUUACAAUAAACGGAGUUUUGAGAUCCCUUUUAAUUUCCGGACAUUGAGGCCUUAAAGGCCCGUUUCCACUACUGCGUAUGCGUUGCGGUGCGUAUGCGUUUCUCCAAUCAGCGAGCGAAUUCACUUUGAUUGACAUCUGCAAUCCGGUCGGUGUGCGGUGACGGAUGACAUACGGAUGGAGUUCAACAAUGUUCAACUUCUAUCCGUCAUCUCCGCAAUACGGAGGGGUCACGUGCCAUAAAGAAGCCAAUGGAAUCAACGAUUUCGACAAUGCUUGUUUUCAACAACAACAAAAAAAAAAAAAAAAAAAAAAAAAAAAAAAAAAAAAAAUUGGAGAAUGCAAUGGAUGUGAAUGAAAUGCUUAUAGAUGAAGUUCAGCGACAUCCAGUGUUGUACGAUGUGACAAGUUCCAAAUACAAAGAUACAUAUAUCAGAAGAAAUGCGUGGCGGGAAAUCAGCCGUACUUUAAAUAUUAGCGAGGCAGAAUGCCAAGCAAAGUGGCGUCUCUUAAGAGACACCUACGUAAGGCGCCGGAAAAAACUACCGAGUGGCAGUGCGGCACAGUUUCAGCGCCCUUGGAAGUAUGCCGACAUGAUGAGCUUUUUGCUCCCAUAUACAUUACCAAGGAAAUCAAUAUCAAAUAUUCCGUUACUAGAGGAGGCAACAAAUGAUGAACUAAAUGUCUCCCUGGAAAAUAAUGAAAAUGAUAGUAAUGAAGAUGAAGGCUUCAGAAUCGGCAGCCAAGUUACUAUUAUUGAGGAGGGCAGUACGUCAGCCACACCGAUUUCCCUGUUUAUGGGGAGUCAAGUACCUCAACUCCACAAGCUGUAUUGCUUCACUUGCUGCUCUCAUCCUUUGUAA
Messenger RNA from Stegodyphus dumicola, 905 nucleotides. RefSeq lists its product as uncharacterized. Gene Ontology annotation, cellular component: transcription regulator complex; nucleus. Lineage: Eukaryota; Metazoa; Arthropoda; Arachnida; Araneae; Eresidae. Gene Ontology annotation, biological process: regulation of transcription by RNA polymerase II. The record is from RefSeq and is a predicted model, not a curated record.